Messenger RNA from Neoarthrinium moseri, 798 nucleotides. RefSeq lists its product as uncharacterized. Bases 1 to 798 code for a protein of 265 amino acids. The transcript is spliced from 2 exons. NCBI's taxonomy places the organism in Eukaryota, Fungi, Ascomycota, Sordariomycetes, Amphisphaeriales, Apiosporaceae. The record is from RefSeq and is a predicted model, not a curated record.
AUGGUUGCUGAAGCAGAAAAAGGUGAAUUAUUUCUUUUGGACGAGGAGCUGGCUGCUGAAGAGUACAGAAAGGAAAACCCGCAGCCAAAUGACUCCUUAAGGGAGAUAUACGAUGAUGGCGUCCGUCUUUUCACCAAAGAGGGGAUCCAGGAUUUGGAAAGACAACUUGCCAAGGUACCGCAGCCGACUGCCUUUCGGUUGCGCUCACUCACAGGACGCAUGGUUACGUCUGACGAAAAGGGUGCAUUAGAUUCGCAACCCAUGUUUUGCGAACUUAUGAUAGGGUUUAAAAUGUAUCAAGACUUUUUCUGGAGCGCCAAGUCACAGAAUACGCUGCAGUAUGCCUGUCCACUGCAUGUCGCGGUCAUCGGCGGUCGGGAGCUCACAGCAGACAUAAACCCACAGCGACUGCAGAAAUUUUACCAAGAGCAGAAAAAAGGGUGGGACGCCAGCACGAAAUGCACCGAGCUGAAGCAGAAGCUCAUAGAAGCGCACAUCCCCCAGAAUAUAAACAAGAUCAUCUGUUUCGGUUUAGGCACCCUCACGAAUGACCUUGCCUGUGACGAGGUUAACCCAGAGGGUCAUGCUUUCAGGGCUACAACGCAACACGCUACAGCGGUGACAAUGGCAGAGAUCAUGAGGCAUAAGUUCGGACACGCAAUCAAGCUGUUGGCGCAGGAUCCGGCAUAUGACAGCUCAUCCAAGCACUGCAUCCAUCUUGGGCCAAUCAUGCGGGGCCCACCAACUGUCCUUGACGUUCCAGUUCGAGCGCAAACAUUCCACUGCCAUACGGACUGA